UAAAAUUCCAGCUGAUCGCAAAUAAAAAGACAAUUGAACUUAAAUUACAAAGAAAUUGUGUAAGACAGGCCUACAUGGAAUUGAAAUGAACAACAGCGCACCUGAGCACCUACAUAGAUCACAAAAGCAAUUAACCGUUAAGCGAAAAUGGGUUAAACUUAAACAACGACCGCCCUCAUUUGCGCCAAAAAUGAGUCAUGAGUAACAGCAACUCGUAGCUGCUUUCGCUUUUGUUGUGGCAUCGGCAAAACAUUCCACUUUGGGCAGCUAAACCAAUUGGACGUGCUCCAUCUUCCGCGCUCUCUCUCUCUCUCUCUCUAUCUCUUUUAACUAUUAUAGAAUGUUCGAUUUCAAUUUGGAAUUUGCGCGUGGCGGCGCCUCUUUCACCAGCGAACUGUUCCAGCUGCUAGCAGCUGGUGGACUAAAGCAAAACAUCGUCUUCUCUCCAUUCUCUAUACAAACUUGCCUGGCAUUAGCCUUUGCCGGUGCUCAGGGUGAGACAGCCGAUGAGAUUGCCAAGGGUUUGCGUUUCGUCUCCAACUUCCCACCAGAAGUCGCGCAAACCUUCCAGUUUGUGCUGCAAAAGUACAAGGAUAGCAAUCUGUUGAAGGUGGCCAACAAGCUGUACGUGCAGCAGGGCAAGCAGCUAAAGGCCAGUUAUGAAGCCUCCAUCAAGCAGGACUACAACUCCGAGGCGGAGUCCAUUAAUUUUGCUCUCAGUGACGCGGCUGCUCAAUUGAUCAACGGCUGGGUGAAUGCCAAGACAGAAGGCAAGAUCACUGAACUGGUCACUGCCGAUAGCUUCAAUGAGAACACACGUCUUGUGCUGCUCAAUGCGCUGCACUUCAAGGGCAGCUGGGCCAACAAGUUCGAUGAAUCGCACACCGAAGAGGAUGAUUUCUGGACAGCCGAAGAGCAGAGCAUUAAGAUACAAUAUAUGAAUCAGAAGGCGAAAUUCGGCUAUGGCUACUUUGAGGACUUGAACUGCACAGCAUUGGAUAUGCCCUACAAGGAUUCCGAUUUGUCGAUGUUUGUGCUAUUGCCGCAGGAGCGUGAGGGCCUCAAGGACCUGGCCGAGAAGCUAAAGGGCGUUAAUCUAGUGGAUUUGGCUGGUAAACUGAAUGUGGAGGAAGUUCAGGUGAAAUUCCCGAAAUUCAAGGCUGACUACUCCAUAGAAUUGGUCGACAAGCUAAAACAGCUGGGCAUUACAAAAAUGUUUGAUGAGGGCGCCGAUUUCAAUAAUCUGCUGGAAUCCCCUGAAGGUAUUUACGUGUCGAAGGUCUUGCACAAGGCAACGAUUGAGGUGAACGAGGAGGGCACCGAGGCAGCUGCUGCUACCAGCAUGAUUAUGAUGACGCGCAUGAUGCUAUUGCCACUGCAAUUCCAAGCGGAUCGUCCAUUCCUCUAUGUCAUCUGGAACAAGAAGAAUAUUGUUUUCGCUGGCGCUUUUGUCAAUGCACCAACUGCCUAAAACCUUAAAAAAAGCUCAUUAAUUUAUUUGUUAUUUUGAUAAUGAUUUGUAUUUAAUAAAAAAAAUAU
Messenger RNA from Drosophila hydei, 1539 nucleotides. RefSeq names its product serine protease inhibitor 42Dd. Gene Ontology annotation, molecular function: serine-type endopeptidase inhibitor activity. The coding region runs from base 341 to 1471 and encodes 376 amino acids. NCBI's taxonomy places the organism in Eukaryota, Metazoa, Arthropoda, Insecta, Diptera, Drosophilidae. The record is from RefSeq and is a predicted model, not a curated record. The transcript has 3 exons.